AAGUGACUGUGUCUCCACCUCUAGGUACUUUUCCCUGCAGUAUAUAUGAAAGGCAGUGGAGCAGCUACUGGACAGAGCUCACCAUACCUUGAGGGAUACUGUGUAUUGCAUCUCAGGCUCUAAACUCAAAGCUACAAUGGCAUCCACUAUGUCUCUCAGAAGCUACUCCACCAGCCGCCAGUCUGCCUACUCCAGCCGCUCGCUCAGAGACAGCUCGUGGACCCAGUUGAAGGCUCCCUUCGCCUCCUCCAGCUCCUUCUCCCUGUCCACCGUUGGGAAUGGAUUGAAUCAUCUCACAGGGAACGGGAUGGGGGUCACCAGUGAAAAGGAGACCAUGCAGUGUCUGAACGACCGGCUGGCCAACUACCUGGACAAGGUGCGCUUCCUGGAGAAGUCCAACCAGGAGCUGGAGCUCAAGAUCAGGAACGUGAUGGCUGAGAAAUCCCCGAAGUACAAGGACUUCUCCCCCAUGAUGGCACAAGCCCAUGCUCUCAAUGAAGAGGUGAGAAAGAUGACCUUGGAUAACAGCAGAAUCUUACUGCAGAUUGACAAUGCCAAACUGACAGCAGGUGACUUCAGAAUGAAGUGGGAGACAGAGUGUGACCUCACCCAGUCAGUGGAAAGAGACAUCCAAGCCCUGAAGAGGGUGAAGGCUGAAUAUGUGGGCAUCCUGAGCAGCAUGCAGGCUCAAAUGGAUAGUAUGACGGAGGAGAUUCACUUCCUCAAGAAGAACCACAAGGAGGAAGUGGCUGCCAUUAUGGCCCGCCUGUCGUGUGAGCAGGUGAGCGUGGAGGUGGAUGCUGCUCAAGGUCCUGACCUCGCUGCUGUCCUGGCUGAACUGCGUAGCCAGUACGAAGGCGUCGCAAGGAAGAACAAGGAAGAUGCCGAAGCAUGGUACCAGAAAAAGAUGGAGACUGUCACUCUGGAGGUACAGCAGAACACUGGAGCCCUGCAGAGUGCCACGAGUGAAAUUAAUGAGAAGAAACGUAUCCUGCAGUCCCUGGAGGUAGAGCUGGAAAGUCUGCGCAAGCAGGUCAAUAUGCUGGAGGGUAACCUGGGGGAAACCAGUCACAGAUACACAGUGGAACUAGAACGCCUGCAGGUGAGGCUAACCCAGCUGGAGGCUGAGCUAGCCACGCUGCGCCACGACCUGCAGAGCAACAAGAUGGAGUAUGAGCAGCUGCUGAGGAUCAAGGAGAGCCUACAGCUCGAGAUAGCCACCUACAGGCGUCUGCUCGAAGGAGAGGAAGUUGAAAAACCAGCACCUCCUCCACCCAAGAAGAACCCAGAUAUCAAGACAAGGAAGAUUGUGCAGAUUGUCACACAGACCAUGGUUGAUGGAAAAAUCGUUGACGAAUCAAGUGAAGUCUCCAGUGAGACUGUGGAGAAGAAAUAGGCGGAACCCUGUGCGCGCUAUACACGUUUCCCCAGUAUAUUGUAUUUUUGAGCUGGAUCUUUUUAACUUUGGUAUACUGCAAGGAAUCUUUCAGCUGUUUUUUGUAGGUGUAUUGAAGAACUGGCAUGAGGGUAUGGGAGGGUAGAGGAAAGGACACUAUUUCACUGUAUUCUACCCAAAAUAAUGUGAUUUCUUUGGUUCUGGUUACAAAACUGUAAUUUUAAAAAAUUGCCAAUGUUUUGCUUGUCUGACUAAAGCUAUAGAUUUAAAAAUGCAUUGAAUCUUUGCCUUUAAAUCAAACACGUAUUAUUGUCUAUUGGGGUAAUAAUUGUUUUGGUGUGAUGCCUUUUUUGUGUCCAUUCAUUAGCAGUUAGAAUAUGUUUUUAAUCUUUUGACACAUUGUAUAGAUACAUCAUUACAGAAGUAAUUUAGAGUGGUGAGUUAAAAACCCACAUUAAUACUAAUAAAUUACAUUGUCUUUCAUAUGGGUUUUGUAUGGCUAGUUUGGGUAGCUAUAAAAUGUAUGUAGUUUUAGCAAAAAUAAAGGAUAUUAUUAAAGAAACCAUGGAAACGUUA
This is a messenger RNA of Polyodon spathula (Mississippi paddlefish), 1972 nucleotides long. RefSeq names its product keratin, type I cytoskeletal 18-like. Bases 137 to 1396 code for a protein of 419 amino acids. NCBI's taxonomy places the organism in Eukaryota, Metazoa, Chordata, Actinopteri, Acipenseriformes, Polyodontidae. The transcript is spliced from 10 exons. Gene Ontology annotation, molecular function: structural molecule activity. The record is from RefSeq and is a predicted model, not a curated record.